Rhineura floridana is the source of this 2449-nucleotide messenger RNA. Its product is annotated as perilipin-3-like. Gene Ontology annotation, biological process: lipid storage; positive regulation of triglyceride storage. The record is from RefSeq and is a predicted model, not a curated record. Bases 112 to 1404 code for a protein of 430 amino acids. The transcript has 9 exons. Gene Ontology annotation, cellular component: lipid droplet; cytosol. Lineage: Eukaryota; Metazoa; Chordata; Lepidosauria; Squamata; Rhineuridae.
UGCUCUGACUCCAUGACAUCAUCACAGGUAUUUAAAAGAGAAAAGGAAGGAAAUUUGCAUGCUGUUCUUGUGUGUUUUUCCUACAGCCCUUGCUAGUUGCAGCACCAAGUUAUGUCUUCCAAGAGUCAAGUAAAUGUGUCUUCCCAUGAUGAUGAGGCAGGUGAAUCGGGACAGGAGAAUGUCUUGAGGAGAGUAGCCAGUAUGCCGUUGGUCAGCUCUGCUUAUGACAUGGCUGCCACUGCCUACCACUCUACCAAGGAUAACCAUCCCUAUGUGAAGUCACUCUGUGAUGCAGCUGAGAAAGGCAUGAAGACCCUGACGGAGGUGGCAAUCAACACUGCUCAGCCUAUCCUAACUAAACUUGAACCCCAGAUUGCAGCAGUGAAUGAGUAUGCUUCUAGUGGCCUGGAUACUCUGGAGGAGAAGCUGCCAAUUCUUCAGAUGACGGCUGAUAAGUCUUUUGUUGCUUUGCAGGUUGCCUCUGACACAAAGGAGAUGGUGUCAGCCAAAAUGGCAAGUGCCAAGGAGGCUAUUGCCAGCAAGCUGUCUGGAGUUGUAGGCAUGACCAGAGAAGCUGUGCAGGAUGGCAUGGAAGCAACAAAGUCUGCUAUUGGCCACAGUUUGACCAUGGUUAUGGAAUCCAGAGUGGGCCAGAUAGCUGCCAGUGGUGCUGAAGCAGUGCUUGACAGAUCUGAAGACCUGAUUGAUGAAUAUCUCCCCAUAACAGAUGAAGAACUGGCUGAGAUUACAGCAACUGUAAAGGAUGGUGAUGUGGUUCCUGUGCAGCAGCAUGAGCAGCAGAAGUAUCUGGUGCGCUUGGGCUCCCUUUCAAGCAGACUCCGCCACAGAGCCUACCUGCAUUCUGUAGCGAAGAUCAAACAAGCCAGGCAAAGGAUCCAUGAAUCUCUUUCCCAGCUUCAGCAGAUUAUAUACCUGAUCGAACACAUGAAGAAUGGUGUGGGACAGAAGUUUCAUGAGGGUGAAAAAAAGCUUAGCCAAAUGCUGCUGGAAUGGAACAAGGCAAACCCAGAAGCAAAAGAUGAUACAGAUGGGGCACAGCUAGAGGUAGAAAAUCAAACCCUGACAAUGUUUCACAACAUGAUCCAGCAUCUGCAGACCACUAGCCAGACCCUGAUGUCCAGCAUCCAAGGAUUCCCUUCUAACUUGCAGGAUAAGAUGCAGCAAGUCCUCCAGAGCAGCAGAGAACUCCAUGCCUCCUUCUCCACUGUUAGAUCUUUCCAGGAACUCUCUACCACCCUCCUGGCCCAGAGCCAUCAGACAGUGCAAAAAGCACAAGAAUACAUGGAUGAGCUGCUGGAAUAUGUAGCAUACAACACUCCACUCUCAUGGCUGGUGGGACCUUUCAUAUUGUCUGCCAAGCUAUCUAUGGAAGCUGUGGAAUAAACAGAUUGCUACAGAUGAAAUGAGGCCCCUAAAUCCGUUUGCCAAGCUAUAUUGUGUGUUCAACAAACUGGAGUGUGUGGUGGAACACAACAAAACAAAAGAGGGAGUUUCAUCUACAAAAAGUCGUACUGGAAAUGUAUCAGAAUAUUAUACAGCACUGGAAGACAACUUGUGGCCUGCAGGCCAUGCAGCCUCUUAUACUUGCCUGAUGCCAGGAAACAUCACUGUAGCUGGAGAAGUGACUGGCCAGGUAGGCAUUCCUGCACAUGCAUUGGCUUGGUGCAGAGUUUAGAGCAGCCCUUUUGCAGCACUGCAGUAGGCCCUUGCUCAAAAAAGAAGGAACAACAAACUUCCAACUACUUGGAUAGCAUCGCACCAGCCAGCACUCUUGUUGCAAAGGGAAUUGCUCAAAACAUGCUGGUGAAGUUUCUGCUGUAAAAGCCUGUUUGCAGCAUGUAUGUAGCUGUCUGGAGUUUACAGUACUGGCAAACUUGUCUUGCUAUUCAGUUAAUUUCCAUGAUAUUGUUAGAGCCCCUGUUUGUUCCCUGUGACCAAGCCUCCAAAAACUAAAUCCAGUGGGUGAUCUUCAGUGUUAGUCAUACUCAGAGGAGACCCCUUGAAAUUAAUAACCACAACUAGCUUAGGUUCAUAAAUUUCAGUGGGUCUAGUCUGAAUACGACUUACAUGAAUACAACCCAUUUUUGGGGAUUCAUAGCAGUAAGCAAGAAGAAGGGCUAUACUGACCUAUCGAUUUCAGUUUCUUAUUUUCUCAGUAUCCAGUUUGCCACAUUUUAUUUAUUUAUUAUUUGAUUUAUAUCCUGCCCUUCCUCCGGACAGGAGCCCAGGGCGGCAUUUACACAUCAUUUUCAAAAAGCCCUUACAUCUAUUAGCAUUUUUUAAUGUUCAUUUCUCCUAAAAUACAACUUUGCAAACAAUUUCCUGUAAUAUAAUGCAUAUUUAAUGUUUUUCACUAGCAUAUUUUUGUACACAUUUUGGUGGGAAGAGUUCAUUGUAACCUUUGGAGAAUGCAAAUUUUGAAGGAUAA